UCUGGGUAAUUUUCAAUAUGGCGUCUAGUCAAGGUAGACCAUAACAUGCGACCAUUACAUACGAACAAGCCAUUAUCGGAUAAAAAUUAAACCGGGUGAAUAAAAAACUUAUGUCAGGCUUCGAGAAGGAAUGCCUCGACACUCACGGGAGGACCUGGCUUACUUCGAGCCGGCAAGCCGUAAGUGCAAGGGACCGGAAGACACGGCAUGUGUUCUCUGCGGAGAGAUGGUCAAGGACUGGUACGAUGAUAUUGCAGACUACGACUUCAACAAAGGAGUCGGCAAGGACAGGUGGGCAGUGGUAGUUUACCCAGGUAGUGUGGCGCAAAACCACGGAGUUGGGGAUGGCUACCGCGGUCAACCUAGUAACCAAGUAUUCUACACCGUGGCGAUAUAUAAACUUUCAGGAAACCAAGGGACCAAGGGAGACUGACAGCUUAGCACAGGUUUUCAAAACAAGUAAACCUAUUAAAGUGUUUAUAAUUUU
Molecule: messenger RNA, 487 nt
Organism: Nematostella vectensis (starlet sea anemone)
Lineage: Eukaryota; Metazoa; Cnidaria; Anthozoa; Actiniaria; Edwardsiidae
Exons: 2
Coding region: 131-433 (100 amino acids)
Source: RefSeq, a predicted model, not a curated record